UGUUCCCGCCUCUGGCCAGGACUCGGAGGCGCCCGACAUGGUUGCCAUGGAGGCGGUUGCUGCGGUGAUGAGGUGGCGGCUACUGCUGGUGCUGAGUGCAGCGGGGCUGGGGGCCUUGGGCGUCCCACAGCCCCCCAACAUCCUGCUCUUGCUCAUGGACGACAUGGGAUGGGGCGACCUGGGGGUAUAUGGCGAGCCUUCCAGAGAGACCCCAAAUUUGGACCGGAUGGCUGCCGAGGGCAUGCUUUUCCCAAACUUCUACACAGCCAACCCCCUGUGCUCACCAUCAAGAGCGGCCUUGCUCACGGGACGUCUGCCCAUCCGCAACGGCUUCUACACCACCAACGGGCAGGCCAGGAAUGCCUACACGCCGCAGGAGGUCGUGGGUGGCAUCCCGGACACGGAGCUCCUCCUGCCCGAGCUGCUGAAGAAGGCUGGCUACGUCAGCAAGAUUGUGGGCAAGUGGCAUCUGGGCCACAGGCCUCAGUUCCACCCCCUGAGGCACGGAUUUGAUGAGUGGUUUGGAUCCCCCAACUGUCACUUUGGACCUUAUGACAACAGGGCCAGGCCCAACAUCCCCGUGUACCGGGACUGGGAGAUGGUUGGCAGAUUUUAUGAAGAAUUUCCAAUUGAUCUGAGGACUGGAGAAGCCAACCUGACCCAGAUCUACUUACAGGAAGCCCUGGAUUUCAUUAAGAGGCAGCAGGCAGCUCAGCGCCCCUUCUUUCUCUACUGGGCCAUCGAUGCCACACAUGCACCUGUUUACGCUUCUAAGCCUUUCUUGGGCACCAGUCAGCGAGGACGGUAUGGGGAUGCUGUCCGGGAGAUCGAUGACAGCGUGGGGAAAAUCCUGAGCCUUCUUCAGGACCUGAAGAUCACAAAGGACACAUUUGUUUUCUUCACGUCUGACAAUGGUGCUGCCCUUAUUUCUGCUCCCAAACAAGGCGGUAGUAACGGCCCCUUUCUGUGCGGGAAGCAGACCACAUUCGAAGGUGGAAUGAGGGAGCCUGCAAUCGUGUGGUGGCCCGGCCACAUCGCCGCAGGCCAGGUGAGCCACCAACUGGGCAACGUCAUGGACCUUUUCACCACCAGCCUGUCCCUCGCGGGCUUGGAGCUGCCCAGCGACAGGGUGAUCGAUGGCCUUGACCUCCUCCCUUCCAUGCUGCAGGGCCAGCUGGUGGACAGGCCAAUAUUCUAUUACCGUGGCAACACGCUGAUGGCAGUCACCCUGGGCCAGUACAAGGCCCAUUUCUGGACCUGGACCAAUUCCUGGGAGGAGUUCAGACAGGGAUCAAUAAAGCUGAGGGGGCACGUGAAGUCGGAAAGGACCCUGUGACCAUCAGCAGCUCACCUGAGCACAAGGGGAAACGUCGAAUGACCACCAGUCCCUUCUAGAUGGUUAACGUAUUAGGGAUAUUAGCUUUGUUCAGAGGCCACAUGGGGCCCAGCUAAGGGAGAAGCCUGGGGUACGACUUAGCUGGGGGUAUGCCAGUCUGUGAUCUCCAGGUUUGAGGGUCACCUGAGUAGACCCUAUUAGCUUCCUGGCUGUACACUUGUCCUGGGGUGUCUCAUACCUCCUCCCCAGUCCUGAGGUCCUAAUGUGUGUGGCCCACCUGCCCGAGCCCCAGGUUUUCUCCCUACUCACGAUUGCUGGAUGGCAGAGGAGGAGGAGAGAGUGAGUAUCUUUCCCUGCCGGACCUGGUGCCACUGUCCCACACAUGACCUCCCACCAUGGGGGCAGCUUGAGGCCAUGGGCGAGAGGAGGUACAUGUGUCCAUGUGGCCUUCUGCAUUUCUGGACUUAAUCCCAGGGGCAUUAGCUACAGUACAUGCUCAUCCCCCUCCUCCCUUCCCACCCUCCAAAAAGCCGGCACUGUGACCUGCAGGUGCACCUGCUCCCGGUCCAGGGCGGAGGGGAGGAGGAAAGGUGCAUGUAGGGGGGCCAGCUCAGCUGCGAUGCUCCCAGGGUGAGACCUCUCUCACAUGACAACAGUUGUAAGAGAAAAAUCUUGUACUAAUUAGCAGGAUCUUAAUUAAAUAGCUUAUUUGAUUUGCAUCCAAAUUAUAAUUUCUGUCUUCUGUCUAGACUUAGAUAUUUCUCCAUUAACCGCUUAACAUUUUUAUGCUAAAUGUGGUGGUUUCUCCCACUAUUAAAUCCAUAUUUGUUCUCUAGCAGUUCUGCUCCCAGAAGGUCAAAGGGUCACCCCCUUUGGAAGCCCUAUGUGUCCACUGUUGGCUGCCUUCAGUGACUUAGACCACAGCCCCUGACUUGGGAAUCGACUGCUCAGUGCAGAUAAAUGGAAUUUCACAGGCUCCUAACUUCCCUACUUUAUUGAAAAACAGAAUAUUAACUGCUCCACUGACCAGCUGUCCAUUACAGACACACGAGGGUUAGAAAUGCUUUGCCUGUCAAACUAGGCACUAAUACCUACAGAAAGCCUUUCAAUCAGUUACUGUGCAUAGGUCACAGCUGCCUGUCCAGACCUGUCAGCAGUGCCCUGCAUUGGUUGGAGACUGGUGCCAAGCUGCUUGUGUGACUCUGGGGUCACCAGUGCCUCAGGAUGGGGACCCUGGCCUCACCUAAUAUCUACUGGAUGGUGGAGGGCUUUUCCUUUUCCAGAGUCGGGGAGCCACAGGGGCAGCCUUCAGGCCACAGCUUUGAGGGAGCCCCUAGCCUGAGGUCACCUUGGGCCUCAGGACCACCCCAGACCUGGACAGAGCUCAGACCACACACUGACAUAGGAAGCCCGUUCCAGAUAUGCAUCAGAGGCCACACAACAAAGAAGCCAGGGGACAGAGGAGGCCGGAGCAGGCUCGAACGUGGGGCCGUGGGCACUGCACCUGAGCCUGAGGGCAGCCUGGCGUUUUCUGCACUCUCCAUUUUUAUCCUGUUUUCCUGAACAUGUGAAAUGUAGUCAUUUUAGAUUCCCUGUUAACUUGUGCAUCUGGAUCAUUUGUGAGCCAUUCCUGUGUCUGUGUUUCUCUGGCUUUCAGGACCAAGGUCCCUCCUCACCAAUAAAGGGAUGUUAAGCACCAUGCACUCCAUUGGCCAUGAGGUGGAUAGAGUGAAGGCGUAAAACUUCACUGUAGAAAUUAGAGGCAGUCAAGAUAUGAGAUGGGCUAAAAUAGUUUAGAGAUUCACUCCCCAACCAAGAAAAAGGUUCCAAAAAACUAGGGGAUGGUACUCAGGGCAUGACUGCUCAGCAACUCUUGGGCGCAGGGUUGUGAGAAGGCUCCACCAUGUAGGAUCCCACCCUCAGGCCUGCUCAGGCC
Molecule: messenger RNA, 3272 nt
Organism: Pteropus alecto (black flying fox)
Lineage: Eukaryota; Metazoa; Chordata; Mammalia; Chiroptera; Pteropodidae
Gene: GALNS
Product: galactosamine (N-acetyl)-6-sulfatase
Exons: 12
Coding region: 38-1336 (432 amino acids)
Molecular function (GO): arylsulfatase activity; N-acetylgalactosamine-6-sulfatase activity
Source: RefSeq, a predicted model, not a curated record